Molecule: messenger RNA, 3965 nt
Organism: Neopsephotus bourkii (Bourke's parrot)
Lineage: Eukaryota; Metazoa; Chordata; Aves; Psittaciformes; Psittacidae
Gene: UAP1L1
Product: UDP-N-acetylglucosamine pyrophosphorylase 1 like 1
Exons: 9
Coding region: 93-1604 (503 amino acids)
Biological process (GO): UDP-N-acetylglucosamine biosynthetic process
Molecular function (GO): UDP-N-acetylglucosamine diphosphorylase activity
Source: RefSeq, a predicted model, not a curated record
GGCGGGGCGGGGCGGGGCCCUGGCGGGGCGGUCCCGCCGCUCUCCCUGUAGCCGCUUGUACUCGCUCGAUCCGGCGGGUAGGGGCCGGUUGCAUGGGGCCGCCCGAGGAGGUGCAGGAGCGGCUGGCGCGGUGCGGGCAGAGCCACCUGCUGCGGUUCUGGGCCGAACUGGGCCCGGAGCAGCGCGGGGCACUGCUGGCCGCUUUGCCGCCUGGGCUGGGAGAGCACUGCCGCAUGGCGGCGGCGGCCGGGGCCCGCCAGCGGGGGCCAGCGGAGUGCCUGGACGGCCGGAUGGAGCCGCUCCCCGCCCGGCUGCUGGGCAGCGCCCGUCGCAGCGGCCCCGCCGUGCUGGAGCGUUGGGAAGCGGAAGGCUUGCAUCAGAUCUCGCAGAACAAGGUGGCAGUGCUGCUCCUGGCUGGAGGACAAGGAACUCGCCUGGGAGUGAGCUAUCCUAAGGGCAUGUACAACGUGGGAUUGCCCAGUGGCAAGACCUUGUAUCAGAUCCAAGCAGAAAGAAUCCACAAAGUGGAACAGCUUGCUGGCCAGAGACACCACUGCAAGUGUGCCAUACCCUGGUACAUCAUGACAAGUGAGUUCACGCUGGGGCCGACAGAGGAAUUCUUUGUAGAACACAACUACUUCAAUCUGGAUAGAUCCAACGUGGUCAUGUUUGAACAGAGAAUGUUGCCCGCUGUCACCUUUGAUGGGAAGGCCAUCUUGGAGGAGAAAGGGAAAAUUGCCAUGGCUCCAGAUGGCAAUGGUGGCUUAUACCGUGCUUUGGUGGAUAAUAAGAUUUUGGAUGACAUGAAGCAGCGUGGAAUCCAGUACGUCCAUGUAUACUGUGUGGACAAUAUCCUCGUGAAAAUGGCAGAUCCAGUCUUCAUAGGAUUCUGUGUUUCCAAAGGGGCAGAUUGCGGUGCAAAGGUGGUGGAGAAGGCCUACCCCACAGAGCCUGUUGGGGUGGUAUGCUCUGUGGAUGGGGUCUACCAAGUGGUGGAGUACAGUGAGAUCAGCCUGGAGACUGCACAGCAGCAGAGUCCCAAUGGGGGACUGAUGUACAAUGCUGGCAAUAUCUGUAACCACUUCUUCACGGUUGAGUUCCUGGAAACAGUGGCCCAGAAAUAUGAGCCGCAGCUGAAGCAUCAUGUUGCCAUAAAGAAAGUGCCCUACAUUGACGAGGAGGGAAAUCUGGUAAAACCACUAAAACCGAACGGGAUAAAGCUGGAGAAGUUUGUAUUUGAUGUGUUCCAGUUCUCUAAGAAUUUUGUGGCAUUCGAAGUUUUGAGAGAAGAAGAGUUCUCGCCACUAAAAAAUGCAGACACAGCUGACAAAGACACUCCCACCACUGCACGGCAAGCCCUCCUGGCCCAGCAUUACCUCUGGGCUCUCAAGGCUGGGGCCAGAUUUCUGGAUGAAAAUGGUUGCAGGAUACCAGAGAAACUCAGUCUCUCAGGAACUGAAAAUGCUCCGGCUGUGUGUGAGAUAUCCCCAUUAGUGUCUUACUUUGGAGAGGUGAGAAUAACUGUCUAUGGAGAUAUUUUUAAGCAUGCUGGGUCUGGAAGUGUACAUGAAGAACAGAGACUUCCAAUCUCCCUUUGUACUUGAUGAAAACAAAGCACAAAUGCUAGGAAGUUCUUGAAAAGGAGGGAGGCUUUUCUCUCAAAUCAGAUACUGUCUGUCAGGUCCAUUGUAAGAACUGACAUUACUAAAAUACCAGCUAUGAAGUGCAUUAUAUAAAACAUUGCUUUGCAGUACUGAUUGAUGCCAAAUCAUUACAGCAAUUGUGUCUGCACACACAUGGGUGCUCAGCAGUUCUGUUUGGUAACUUCGAAGGCUGUGCCUUUUACCUCAGUCUGUUUUGUAGACUUGGAUAUAAAUGAAGAUUAUUAAUACCUUCUGGGUACCAAACACAUUUUAUAUUUUUUAUUUGCUGUGCAUACAGAUAUGUCAAAGAGACAGGGUCUGAUAAAUCAGCUUUGCAUUCAAGAAGACUAAAUCACUUCAGUGCCUUGUUAGGGAUUUUGUUUGUGCUGGUGAGGUGUCGGUGGUUUCUGAUACUUUUUUUUUCUUUAAUUUGCGUGCACAUGUGAAGAAUCAGUUUGAGGCCCUAUACUGAAAAGUAUGGAAUGACUUUGUGUACCGGGGCCUUUCCUUCCAAAGAUCCAUCUUUACUCUAAUGCUGUGCUGGUUAGAAGAUCCAGUACAGCAAUUGCAUCCUCUAACCAGAUCGCGCAGAGUCUGCAGUGGGUAGGGAUGCUGCUGUGCUAAGUGUUGCUUGAGCUUUGGACUCCAAAGCAGAUCAGAGUAGUAUGCAUAUCUAGAUUUGCUGGUGUCAUUCCAAGAAAACUUAUGGAAAUAUGAAGCUUUGACUGAUUGCUUUUUACAGCUGUAGGUUUUCUUUAUUGAAAAGAAAAAAAAUUAUUCUUUUUUCCUCAGCAGUCCUCUGCUCUUCCUGUCUAUAACAAACAGUUAUUUUACUUUCCAUUUUUCUGUUUAAUGUGUUCCAUAUCCCUCAAAGGGACUCUUUUAAAGUACCUGAAAGUAAUAAGAGGCACAAAUCCUGAUGGUAGAAUUUAAUGCUCAACCAAAACAAACAAAUGAAAAAGACUCAAUCUCUGUAUGACCACUGCACACAGUAAAACACCAGCUUUUCCUUCUACAGUUUCUGGACAGCCUUUAGAUGCCUUCCUUUUAAAUACAUUACUAACCGUAAUGCAGAGAUAAGUGUCAUCUAAUUAAGGACACUAAUAGUCAGAACACAUGUAGCAUGUGAACUCGGCCCUGGCCAAGGGAUCCCAGGGUGCCUCUGAGCCACAAAUGAUUGCUCCUGCUCAGCCUUUGGCACUGCCUUGGCAAGCUUGUGCCAGGCAAGCACAGAACACACCAAAGUGGUUUCACCCUCAUGAGGAUGCUUCAGGUGUACUGCUGGGUGGCCUUUGCUUGAAGAGCACUUUAUACUUCUUCCCUAAAUCAGGUUUAAAGGAAGGUGGGGAGGAAGAUGCCUCAUUUGAAUGUUGUUAUUUCAUGCAUCUGCUUCUAUUGAGGAAUUGCUGAUGCUGUUUUAUUAAGCAUAAAUCUUUUUAAUAACUUACAUGGCUUUGAAAAAACUUACAUGUGAUUCCUGAUGUGAAGCUGUAUUCAGAAUGUUGGAGAAGUAUAAAAAUGGCUUUGAGAGUUAAUAGUUUGUAACUAGGCUCAUGUUGUCCCAAGAAAGCAUCUAAAUGUCAAUGGCCGUUUUCAGGUCUAAGGUGUAUAUGCACUGAAGUAAUGAGCCUUUUGCAUGUGCAGACCAGCUCAUGACAGUUUUGAUUACCUGUGUUUGUCGUGCAUCCGUAAUUCCCAUUUUUAGUAUAAAUUAAGCAUUUGCCUGUGAUGCUCAAUUCUGUAUUUUUCUUCACAGUGUUUCUAUGGAUCAUUCCAUUCCUGUCAGUCAAGUUUUAUAUUUGUGCCCUGGUUUUGGCUGGGAUAGAGUUAAUUUUCUUCCUAGUAGACUCUAUGCCAGCCGAAUUCAGGACAAUCUGCCAACAAAUUGUGUUGCAUCUUUGUGAGUAUUGCUUGUUGAUUCAGGCACAUGCUCCUUUUAAGGUGCACUGUGUUAUGAAGAAAGCAUAUUUCUAUUGCUCUUUAUAAAGUGCUUUCUUUUGAGACUCAGUUCCUGUGGGCUUUAAUCAUGUGUACACUGACUGAGCUGUUGAUUGCUUUUAGAGCUUGUUUUUGAGGGGAAGCCGAAUUAGAAUACUGAAUGCCUUGUCUGUUAGGGUGUUUUUCUGUAACUCCUCACAUUUUAAACUGGAACAUAGAAAAAAUUUUGAGAGAACAUAAAAAAUAGUAUCUGUUCUGUAUGUAGCAAAGUAAUUCUAGUACGCACUGUGAAAUGAAAAAAGUACCUGAAACAAAGGGAGGUCCCUUAGUACUCCAGAAACUUUUGGACACCUAAGCAUUUUUAUAAUAAAGUUGUUACUGUGA